This is a messenger RNA of Eremomyces bilateralis CBS 781.70, 543 nucleotides long. RefSeq lists its product as uncharacterized. The transcript has 2 exons. The record is from RefSeq and is a predicted model, not a curated record. Bases 1 to 543 code for a protein of 180 amino acids. Lineage: Eukaryota; Fungi; Ascomycota; Dothideomycetes; Eremomycetales; Eremomycetaceae.
AUGGAUUUCCGGUUUAUGUCCGUCGUAACUUUCCCUUUCGUGAAACUGGGUCAACUUCUCCUGGGUCUCGUCCUCACUCUCCUCCGUCUUGCCUGGUCCAUUAUCUAUACGAUCAUCCUCCCGGGCAUUUAUGUUGGCCAAUUUGCAUACCGUACAGUCCUAUAUCCAUUCGUACUUCUAGGAAAACUCGAGGACCUCUACAUCUUCUUCAGCUUCGCCGUCCUUAUCGGCGCCCUUGCCGCAACAACCGCAUUCUCCCUCUACCGCGGCGCCGUUCUGGUUCUAGACCUGAAUCCUGAGACAGCCGUCGCCAUUGAGACACCCGCACAACGCUCUAUUUCAGAGUACCGCGAGGGUCGAAAACAGCGACGGAAAUCCAAGUCGCCAUGGGUGGAUGAGUUCGAGCGGUCACGUCUUCCACCAAGCCCGCUAAGCCCUUUGAGUCCGGGAAGGUUUGAGUUUCCGGUCGGGGGAACGCUGGAUCGGAAACGGGACUUGAUGUCGCAGACGAUAUUAGAAGAGGAGGAUUCAUCGGGGUUUUAG